AUGGCGCCCUCACCCCUCCAACAGAGAAGAACGCAUAAUACGUUACUUUUUCAGAAACUGCUGAAUUUGAGAGAUGGAGCGAGUCCGCUUACGCUGGUGCUGGAUUCGUUGGAGCAGAGUGGGAGGUUGGUUGUGAGGGAGUUUUGGAGGAGAGCUUUGAUAUCAAAAUCAAAAGUCAUCUUCAUAUCAUUUUCCACUCUCCAGAAACGUUUACCCUUUUCUCCAGAUGUUUUUGUCUCGGCUCAUAAAAUCCUCCUCAUAAUCGAUAACCUCCAUCCCCUCACAGCUCAUCCAGAGCACCUCUCCCCUUUCCUCUCUUCCCUAAUUAUCCACCCCACAAUCUCUCUCCUCUGCACACACCACCUCGAUAUUCCUCUCCCCUCCUCAACAACAAACCCCUACAUCCCCACUCCCCUCACAACUCUCCUCUUCCUCGCCACCGCCAUUAUCACCCCUCAAAACUUCACCCACGAAUUAGCACGCAAACGAGCGCGCGACAAGUCAGCACGCGAGCCUGAAUUCGGCACCGCAGAAGGAAAAGAAGGUGUACUUAUGGGUUUUGGCAAUAAUGCCAGUAUGACCAGCGAUGCGAAAAAUGGGGAAAUCGUCCUAAUCCUCGAACUGCGCCGGAAAUCCGGGAGAGGAACUCGUGAAACUUUCAUCUACACACCGCCCUCACAUCAUACCACAUCUCCUACGACGAAAGAUAUAGGAAGUAUUCAACUUCUCGAUGAGCAUCCCGCAUUCGCGGUCCCGGAUAUUUCGGAUGCUGCGAUGGGGAAGGAGGAGGAGGAGGGAAUAGAGGGCGAUGUAACAUUUUCGCUGGGAUUGACGGAGAAACAGAAGAGGGAUAGGGAGAAUGUUGUACUACCGUAUUUCGAUGCGCAGAAAGAGGGAGGCAUUGGGAGUGGUGGAAAGAUUCUCUAUGAGAUGGGGGCGGAGGAUAGAGAAGAUUUUGAUGAUGAGGAGGAUGAGAUUUAG
Molecule: messenger RNA, 981 nt
Organism: Botrytis sinoallii
Lineage: Eukaryota; Fungi; Ascomycota; Leotiomycetes; Helotiales; Sclerotiniaceae
Exons: 3
Coding region: 1-981 (326 amino acids)
Biological process (GO): tRNA wobble uridine modification
Cellular component (GO): elongator holoenzyme complex; nucleus; cytosol
Molecular function (GO): tRNA binding
Source: RefSeq, a predicted model, not a curated record